CAUUCGAGUUUCGAAUAAAACGAAUGCACGUCAGCACUAAAAAACAAAGUUUUGCUCUGUGUUUGUUUUCCAUUUAUUUAUAACAAAAACGCCGCACCGAACAAAUUAAAAAUGCUUGAAUCGCUGUACAGCCUACCGUUCCUACUCUUAGAAGUGCCCAAUCUAAAGAUAAAACAACCUUCAUGGCUCAAACAACCGUCGCCGAUGACUGUUUUCACAUUAGUUUUGUUCUCGUACUUUUUGGUUACCGGAGGUCUGAUCUAUGACGUCAUCGUUGAACCACCGAGCGUAGGAUCUACUACAGACGAAAAUGGUCAUACGCGGCCGGUUGCCUUCAUGCCAUAUCGAGUAAAUGGACAGUACAUCAUGGAAGGUUUGGCUAGUGCAUUUCUGUUCACAGUCGGCGGACUAGGCUUCAUUAUCAUGGAUCAAACGCACGCGCCCGGCAAAGCUAAACUGAAUCGCAUUUUACUGACGUCCAUGGGGUUCCUGUUCAUUUUGGUCUCGUUUUUCACGACGUGGAUCUUUAUGCGAAUGAAAUUGCCGGGAUAUUUGCAGCCGUAAGAACAACACUGGACGAUAGAGUGGGUUCGAUGUCGAAUUGAAGCUGCGUUGGUAGAACCAGGCGGCUUAUGAACAAAAUUAUUUUUCCUAAUUUUUUGUAAAUUAAAUUAAUUUUUCGACGAUUUCUUCGGUCGCAUUAAAUUUUAAUAAGAAAUUCGUC
This is a messenger RNA of Bradysia coprophila, 724 nucleotides long. Its product is annotated as oligosaccharyltransferase complex subunit C-like. NCBI's taxonomy places the organism in Eukaryota, Metazoa, Arthropoda, Insecta, Diptera, Sciaridae. The record is from RefSeq and is a predicted model, not a curated record. Gene Ontology annotation, cellular component: oligosaccharyltransferase complex.